Messenger RNA from Hordeum vulgare subsp. vulgare (domesticated barley), 1159 nucleotides. RefSeq names its product F-box protein SKIP27-like. The record is from RefSeq and is a predicted model, not a curated record. NCBI's taxonomy places the organism in Eukaryota, Viridiplantae, Streptophyta, Magnoliopsida, Poales, Poaceae. The coding region runs from base 252 to 746 and encodes 164 amino acids. The transcript is spliced from 4 exons. Gene Ontology annotation, molecular function: protein binding.
AGGUCAAGCUGUUCCCACAUUCAACUCGUCAGGUCCUCCCAACACCAUUACUUAGCAGGUAGGUUUGCUUAGAGUUCAGCCGACGUUUCUUCAUCAGCCAAGCGCAAUCGGAUUAGGCACCAAGUGUACCGCGACUCCGGAGUGAAGGGAUAGGAAGGAAGAGGAGGAAGGCUUCAGCCGAGACCCAAGGGAGGAAGAUCUCAUAUCAGAUAGGCAACUGCAGCAGUAGAGUUCACCAGGCGAAGGGGAAAAUGGCAAUUGGACAGACUAUGCCGAAGGGGUCUCUUGCCACGAGCUUGAGCUUCCCAAGCAGCGGCAGCACAAGGAUCCUGGGGAGGAAGAGGGUCGCCGUUUCUCCGGCUCCGAGCCCCUCAGGCCCGCACUCCCCGGUGCGCACUCUGCGCAAGCAGCGCAGCAUUAGGUUCCACAUGGACGACACCAUCUGCCUUCUCGAAUCGCUGCCUCAAGAUGUCUUGGUCAAAGUCCUGUGCAAGGUGAACCACAGCGACCUGAGGCAGCUCCUCCUUGUGUCGAAGCCAGUCAGCGAAGCAACAGUGGUUGCCAAGGAGCUGCAUUUCGCCUUCGCGACGCCGUCCAAGGCCUCCGCUGACGGCGAGGAAGAAGACGAUGGCCCCGGGGCGCCCAAGCAACACAGGGUUGCACGGUCGCGCUGCCGGGGCGUGAAUUUGGCAAGCGUCGCCGUCAAUCUGUCGGCGUCGUUCAGCAGCUUGAUGUCAGAGGUGUAGGUGUACAUACUACCACGGCACGAAUUUUCCCGCUUUGUAGUUGUCCAUCGGAGCGCUCUUUUUUCUCAUAGGCCACGUCGAACAGAACACUUUAGUUAGUGAUAUAUGUAGUCAUCAUCUGUGUUAGUAGUAUGUAAGUUAUAUGGCCAUUCUUCAAUGCUGCGAUUGAAGAGGACACGCUGUUUUAUUUCUGUGUAUGUAAUAGUGUAACUUAUAUGUAAGCGUCUGAGUGUUGGAACUCAUCAGAAGAGAAGCAUUAGUGUAAGUUAUAUGUAAGCGUCAGAGUGCUGGAACUCGGAAGAGACAUCUCUUCUCACUUGUGUAUACUGUAGUGUACGAUCUCUGUAUGCUCGUGUGCAUGGGAAGUUACUCUUAUACUAUCAAUAAAAGUAAAAUCAGUUUGCUUUGGUCAA